GGACGGCAAAUGAAAUACCGUCCACCCCUGGUCACGGCGUCCACCGGCAAUGGCCGCCCGCCGGGGAGCUCGGAGGGGCCGACGGACGCGAGGAAGAGCAGCGCCUUCCUUGGACGGCGAGAGCGCGUUCCUCCACUGCCGGAGUUGGCACUGAGCACCGCGCCGCGCCGGCAGUGCUGCUCGGCCAUGCGCGAGGCGCGGCACUGGCGACGCGGCCACCACAAGUGCCACACGCCAUUGGAUGGAGAAGGGAAGGGCGCUGCCGCUGCCGCUCGCAGUUACACGGCACGGUCGCCCCCUCGCAUGCUGGCACAUCUGCGUCGUGGUGGACGGAGAAGCCGAGAGCGGUGGCACCUGCCACCUGGUGUGUCCACGACUCAACGUACGCGGCGGCAUCGCGACCACCGUGUCGGCGUUGAACGCGGCGACAACCGCGGCCGAGGGGAGCGGGGGAAGGCCGGCUGUCAUGUCCUCAUCUGCUUCACGGCGCAGAGGAUGGGCGCCGCGCCGAUUGCCCGUUGCCACUCCGAGUGCAAACCAUACAAAUUAUCCAGAGGAUGGGCGGCGGGCGCGCCUAGGGCAGCGCCGAGCGGCGCUGCCUACCCGGUGAGGAGAGGGAUGCUCAGUCAGGCGCUGCUUCUCCUCGCUUCCCUCGUCCCCUCUCAGCUCUUCAGCUAGCGGCCAUGGCCGCUGGACGCCGCCAAUCUCGGUGCGCCGGGAUCAGGGGUGGACGGUAUUUCAUUUACUGUCCACCCCGGAUACCCUGGAGCCGUCCAAUCUGCAACUUGCGGUUGAGAUUGAAGGCCGGGGAGACCCGAUUGGAAGGCUGGUCGUUGUGCGCCAUGGACCCAUGUUCCGGGACUGUCGCGCGCUGAUGUCGCCGAGAGGGAUGGCUUCCGCGCCGCCGCCGGCGUCGCCGGCGGAGAAGGCAUAUGUGGCAGCCUCUGUAGGUCAUUGCCGGAGGAGCACGACCUCUCAGGGCUGAGCCAUGCUCCAGGAUGCUUUGUCUUCGCGGCACGCGGCCUCGCGCCCGGCCAAGCACAACCAGUCACCACGACGCGCCGCGCCGGGGCUGCUCGCAACCCAGGCCGCCUUCUCAACCAGAAUGACUACAGCGCGUGCAUCUCCAGGUGUUUAACCUCACAAAUCGUCAUGUAUGUCAGUCUGUGUCGGCUCAAUCCGUUCACUGAAGCUGACGGUCUGUACUUACGGAGAUUGGUCGCCCGGGUUUGGUCACUAGUGAACAUGGCGGUCAAAGAACAGCUUCCCAAUCAGUCCGACAUGCAGUGCAGACCAUCGCCAUGACCAUGUCACCAUGGUGUGCUGGACAAAGGUGUAGAACGGGUUCAUAGCAGUUUUUGGUCGAAACUGAACCUGCCAUGUCAGUUUGGUUCCGACGUGCUUAGUCAAGAACAUUGGAUAUGCGUGCAAAUAAAAAGCUCUCUAGUCUUCAAAUUAUUGGUAGUAGUACAGCCUUGAAUACAACUGUAAUGCUUUCCAUAUGCAAAUGACCUACGCGGUUUCAACUGUUGUCCCUUCAUGUGAAAAUGGCAUGAUAUGUGCAUAUUAUUCUGAACAGUCUGAAUGUAGGGUGUGCUAACUGAAACUCGGCAUGCCGUUGCCCUUUUGCCUACCUUGCAAUCCCUGAAGGAAUUUUGGGUUUGACUAUCUCUUUGUUUACAUGUGCACAACUUUUGUAUAACUGUAGUUUAUUUACAAAUUACGAGGAACCUUUCCCCCUAUAACCCUAUUGGAAUACAAUUUCCACCUAAGAUCAGAAGAAGCUUUCUUAAUACAGUAAAAAUGAAAUUCAAGGUUGCUAUUGUUGGGAAUGCUAAACUCAAAAGUACAGUUGCACCUAACAGGCUAAUAAUACAAUAUUUUGUCCAUUCCCAUAACACGGGUUCUGAGAUUAAUUAGUUGGUUCAGUUUCAUAUAUUGCUUCUUAUGUUGGCAAGGGGGAUUUGACUAGGAGUAGAAUUCUCCAUGAGUCCUUCACUAACAAAGGUUUGGACUACCUAACUAGAACAGUACUUUUUUUCAGUGUAACACCUAACAACCACUGAUGGUGACUUUUUUAUCAUAUUCUUGUUCUUGUGGUCAUCACUCUGCGGCAACAAAUUCUGCUGGUACCUAUUGGGAUUUUGGUGUUAUUUUGUACUGAUUUGUAUGUGCGUCAUGCUUCCUGUACUUGAUUUAUUUGCCCAUGCAGUAGUCUUAUACGUUCUAAAAAAGAACAUAUUUUCCAAGAUUUCAGCAGUCCAAUUUGAAUUUUGUCUUUGGAUACACUUUGAUAGGUAAGCAGGCUGCAGAUCAUAUUCCUACUUCGUUUGAGUGAGCGUAGCUUUUGCUUUCUACUGUAACGAACAUGGAGACUUUCAACAGCAAUGCACAAUAACCACAUUCCUACCAAACCAAAAAGUGAAUGAGACAGAUGGUUUGCUUCUUUUGUUCCUUUUUCCCAUCGAGUUUGCUCAUCUAACCUUGCACGAUAUCCCCAAUCAGGCCCUGUGCUGCCUAUUUUGUUGCUGGCUCCUCGAGAAUCUGUUCAACAAACACUACUUGUUUUAAUCCAGAUGCCUGAACUAACAUAGGAAGAGUAGAAGGUUCAUUAGGUCAGAUUGAGAAGAAUAUAAGUAUAGUGGCAACAAAGAGAAUCUCCUUACUAUUUCGUGCGCCAGUUUGUAGUCUGUAGCUGAAGAUUUAGCCCAAGAUGGCCUGUGAGAAGAAGAGUGUCAGCAGUUUUGCCGUCAAGGUUGGAUUGGUACUUCUUGCGGGAUGCAUUCUUGCGCCGAUUUCACUUGCGACAAUGUUCCGGCAUUAUGCAGUUCCUCUGCAAACAUUGAGCUUAUUGUUUUCAGUAGGUUCUGCUUCUUCAGUAAUGUGGGGAGGGGAAAGCAUUGUCUCUCAUCGUUCAGGCAGAAACGAAGGGCCCGUGCUGUGCGACUUUUCGAGCUCGAGAUCAGACGUGUGCGAGCUGAAAGGCGACGUCCGCGUCCUCCCCAACGCCACCAUCGUGCUCCACCAUCCCCUGGCGAGGCGUCAAUCAUGGAGGAUGAAGCCGCACGCCAGGAAGAACGACCGCCACGCGCUCGCCCGCGUCACCGAGGUGACGGUCGCGUCGUCGCACGCCACCGACCACGCUGCUCCCCGGUGCACGGCCAACCACACGGCCCCGGCCGUCGUCUUCUCGGUCGGCGGCUACGCGGGGAACAUGUUCCACGACCUGACCGACGUCCUCGUCCCGCUGUUCAUCACCACGCGCCUGUUCGGCGGCGACGUGCACCUCCUCGUCAGCGACGCCCAGCCGUGGUGGCUCGACAAGUUCCGGCCGCUGCUCCGCGGGCUCUCCCGCCACGGCAUCGUCGACAUGGACAGAGGAGGCAGGGGCGUGCUCUGCUACCCGCAGGUGGUCGUCGGCCUCGAGUUCCACAAGGAGAUGAGCGUCGACGCCGCGAGGACCGCCGGGGAGUACUCCAUGGCCGACUUCGCCCUCCUCGCCCGGCGAUCCUACGGCCUCACUCGGGACACGGCAAUCCGGCUCCACGGCCGCAGCGACGUCGACCGCUCCUCCGGUUCCCGCCCCAGGCUGCUCCUCAUCUCCAGGAGGUCGACCAGGGCGUUCACCAACGUUGGCGCCAUCGCGCGGGCCGCCACCGCCCUGGGGUACGAGGUGGUGGUGGGCGAGCCGGCGCGGCACGCGGAGCUGCCGUCGUUCGCGCGGGUGGUGAACUCGUGCGACGUGCUGGUGGGCGUCCACGGCGCCGGGCUGGCGAACCUGGUGUUCCUCCCGCCGGGCGCCGUGGUGGUGCAGGUGGUGCCGCUGGGCGGGCUGGACGCCAUGGCCGCCGAGGACUUCGGCGCGCCGGUGCGCGACGCGGGGCUCCGGUACGUGCACUACCGCAUCGCCGUGGCGGAGAGCACGCUGGCGAGGCGGUACCCGCGCGACCACCGCGUGCUGAGGGACCCCGCGGCGGUGCGGCGGGAGGGGUGGAUGGCGCUCCGGGCGGCGUACCUCGUCGGCCAGAACGUGACGCUCGACGUCCGCCGGUUCGGCGGCGCCCUGCGACGCGCCAUGGAGCUGCUCCGCUAGACGGACGUCCUCUAGUCCUGGUCUCCUGGGCCAAGGACAAGGACCGCACGCUGCGGAGGAACGGGUCUCAAGAACGACACCAUCGAGAUCUUCAACGCCUCAACGGCACCGUCACCGGCGGCGCCUGACGCGAUGAUCAGGUUAUUCGAUCUGCACUCCUGCGUUGAGAUUUCAGGAGUUAUUCUCUGUGGUUCUGUUUCGAUUUGGCUACUCGAUGAAUGGCCGGCUGACAGUGAUGGAACCAUCAUAUAGUACGUACGUGUAUGUAAACUCAGAGAAGAAUGUAAUGCAGUACAGAAGCAUGCUAUAGGUUGAAACGAAAACUGAAGUUUCGCAAUCCACUUCGCUGACAAGUUCAGACUUUGUCAA
Messenger RNA from Panicum virgatum (switchgrass), 4462 nucleotides. Its product is annotated as alpha-1,3-arabinosyltransferase XAT3-like. NCBI's taxonomy places the organism in Eukaryota, Viridiplantae, Streptophyta, Magnoliopsida, Poales, Poaceae. Bases 2714 to 4093 code for a protein of 459 amino acids. Gene Ontology annotation, molecular function: glycosyltransferase activity. The transcript has 3 exons. The record is from RefSeq and is a predicted model, not a curated record.